Molecule: messenger RNA, 4557 nt
Organism: Ostreobium quekettii
Lineage: Eukaryota; Viridiplantae; Chlorophyta; Ulvophyceae; Bryopsidales; Ostreobiaceae
Source: the annotation of a GenBank genome assembly
AUGACAUGGGCUAGGAACGGACGACGGGCGGUUCUCUUAGUGUUGUGCGGCGCGGCGAUGCUGCCGACGCCUCGCGUGGCGGCGGAGGUUACGGGCACAUCGUUGGUGGGGUCGCUGCCCGGAUCGGGCGCCAGCGCGGUCUUUGCGACGCACGCGCCCGGACGACCCGACGAGCUGUUCGUUGUCGACCAGCGGGGUCUGAUCCAAAUCUUGAACCUCGGAACCGGUCAAUUCAAUGGCACGCCGUUCUUGGACAUCGCCACCAAGGUAGACGACGCCGGAAACGAACAGGGGCUCCUCGGGCUUGCCUUUGAUCCCGACUUUGCCAACAACGGCUACUUCUACGUGAACUACACGCGUGACCCGGGCCCGGGCCUCGACCGCACACUGAUCGAACGCUACCAGGCGCCAGAGCCGCUAACCGGCACGGCGGCUUCGCCAACCUCCAGCAGCUCGGUCCUAGAGUUCUCGCAGGACUUCAGCAACCACAACGGCGGGUGGAUUGGCUUCGGGCCGAAUGACGGUUACCUCUACAUCGCCACGGGAGACGGCGGCAGCGGCAACGACCCGAACAACCGAGGACAAAGCCUGGACACCCGGCUGGGCAAGAUCUUGCGGGUCGAUGUUCACGGCGACGACUUCCCCGCCGACAGCACGGAAAACUACGCCGUCCCCGCCGACAACCCAUUUGUGGACGGGUCGCCCAGCACGCUCGACGACAUCUGGGCGUACGGGCUGCGGAACCCCUACCGCGCCAGCUUCGACCGUCAGACCGGCGACCUCUGGAUCGGCGACGUGGGCCAGGGCGCCCGUGAGGAGAUUGAUUUUCAACCGGCCGACAGCACCGGCGGGGAGAACUACGGCUGGCGACUCCGCGAAGGCGACAUCUCGACCCCCGGCGGCGCCGGCGGCCCGGAGCCGGCUGGCUACGUCGGGCCGGUCUACGACUACGUGUCCAACGGGUCCUUCCCGUUCGGCGGCGAGGCGGUGAUCGGCGGCUACGUCUACCGCGGCGCCGAUCCGGAGGUCCGUGGCCGCUACUUCUUCGGCGAUUCAAACAGCUCUCGGCUGUGGUCCUUCGAGCCCUCCGACCCCGAUGGGACGGUGCAGAACCUCGAGUCGCUGCUCGACCCGGGCAACGAUAUCUCUAUCCCGACGUCGUUCGGCGAGGACGCCGACGGGAACCUGUACGUCAUUGCCCGCGGCGGCGGUGUGUUCCGGAUCAACACUUCUAUUCAGAUCCCGGGGGACUACGACGGCAGCGGCACGGUUGAUGAGGGCGACUACGCCGAAUGGCACAACCUGGGACGCACGCUGCCCGCCCCGGCCGCCACCGCGGCGCCCGAGCCCGUGGCGGCCGCGCUGCUGACGUUCGCCGCCCGGGCGAUUCGCUGCAACACGCAGGCCCUUCGACGUCCGAUCGACGCUAAAUCGCUGCGGGCUUUGGUUUUGAGCGGCGCCCGCCGCGUCGGCACGGGUUCCAUCGCCAACCGGGCGUCCGCGCGGACCCUGGCGCCCGCCUAUCACCGGAGGAAUGGUCUGAUGCGAACGCCCCUAGCCGCUUUGCUCCUGUUUGCCGCCGCAACCUGCGUCGACGGCGCGGAUUGGGCUCGAUUCCGCGGCCCAGGGGGCGACGGCGUCAGCUCUGACAGCCACCCCGUCCCCAGCGAGUGGAGCGAAACCAAGAACCUCCGGUGGACCGCCAAGCUCCCCGGCCCGGGCCUUUCCAGCCCGGUCGUGCACGGCGACCGCGUGUUCCUGACCAGCUGGACCGGCUACGCGGCGGGCGAAGGCUCCUCCGACAACAUCGACGACCUCAAGCGGGUGUUGGUUUGCAUCAACCGCACUAACGGCGAGACGAUCUGGACCCGAGAGGUCGCGGCGGUGCAGCCCGAAGAAGAGUUCCGCGGCAUGUUCGCCGAAAACGGCUACGCUUCGCACACCCCGGUGACCGACGGCGAACGGGUCUUCGCCUUCUUUGGCAAGACGGGCGUGGUGGCGUUCGACAUGGGUGGUAACAAGCUCUGGCAGACCAGCGUCGGCACGGGCAAUGGCAUGAUGGGCUGGGGCACGUCUUCUAGCCCAAUCCUCUACAAGAAUCUGGUAAUCGUCACCGCCGCGGCCGAGAGCCAAUCGAUCAUUGCGCUCGACCAGCAGACCGGCGAGGAAGUCUGGAAGCAGCAGGCCGACAGCCUGGCCGGCACCUGGAGCACGCCGAUCCUCGUAGACGGCCCCAACGGCGCCGAGCUGAUCGUGGCGGUUCCGUACGAGGUCUGGGGCAUGAACCCCGACACGGGCAAGCUGCGGUGGUACUGCGAGGCGUUCGAAUCCAACUCGGCGUGCGCCAGUCCGGUCGAGAAAGACGGCGUCGUGUACUUCCUCGGCGGACGCGACGGCGGCUCGGUCGCGGUCAAGAUUGGCGGCAAGGGAGACGUCUCGGAGUCGCACGUGGAGUGGCGGGGGCGUCACCGGGCCGGCAUCGGCACGUCGGUCGCGCACGGCGAGAACCUGUACUGGGUGGCGAGCGGCGUCGCCAAUUGCAUCCGGCUGGCCGACGGCGCCGAACUGUUCUUCGUUAACCGCGGCGGGAGCUGCUUCGUGCUUGCCCUGGGCGAUGAGUUUCAGCAGCUGGCCGCCAACCGCUUCGAGUCCGACAGCGGCCAAUUCAGCGCCACGCCCGCCGUCCUCGACGGGCAGGUCUUCAUCCGCUCGUCGGACCGGCUGCGGCUGAGCCAGGCCAAGCGGGCGGCCGAGGGCGAGGGCAUCGCAAACGGCGGGCGGAUGAGCCCCGCCUUGCCUUCAACGCCGUUGCCGCGUUCGGUCGUCGAGCGACUUAAACGAGUCUACGGCCCCCGCGCCGACGAGGGCGUCGCGCUCAUCGAGCAGGCCAUCGCCCCGGUGAGCGAACAGCUUGCUCAGAGCAGCGCCGACGCCGCCGAUGCGCCUCGCUGGUCCGAGAAUGACAUCGUGCUGAUCACCUACGCCGAUCAGCUGCGUUCCUCUGACGCCACGCCGCUGGCGACCCUGCACCGCUGGUUGAAGCGCGAGCGGCUGGACGGCCUGAUCAACACGGUGCACCUGCUGCCGUUCUGCCCGUACUCGUCAGACGACGGGUUCUCGGUGAUCGACUACCUGGCGGUCGACCCCAAAUCCGGCACGUGGGAAGAUAUCGCAGCGCUCGGCGAAGACUUCCAGUUGAUGUACGACCUGGUCCUCAACCACUGCUCUCAGCACAACGCGUGGUUCCAGGCGUACCUCCGCGGCGAAGAGCCGUACAGCCGUUUCUUCAUCGACGCCUCACCGGCCGAGGACCUCUCGCAGGUCGUCCGUCCCCGCAGCCUGCCGCUGCUCUCGCCGUACCAAACCGCCGGCGGCGAGAAGCACGUGUGGACCACGUUCAGCGCCGAUCAGGUCGACCUCAACUACGGCGAGCCCGCCGUGCUGGCGGAGAUGCUGCGCGUGCUGCUGGAGUACGCCGCCCGCGGCGCCCGGAUCGUCCGGCUCGACGCGGUAGCGUUCCUGUGGAAGCAGGUUGGCACGAACUGCCUGCACCUGCCGCAGACCCACGAGGUCGUUAAGCUGUGCCGCGACCUGCUGGAGGUCGCGUCGCCCCGCACGCUGGUGCUCACCGAGACCAACGUGCCGCACGCCGAGAACGUCAGUUACUUUGGCCAGAUCGACCCGUCCGACGGUCAGGGCGACGAGGCCCACAUGGUCUACAACUUCAGCCUGCCGCCGCUGCUGCUGGACGCGUUCGUCAACGGCGACGCCACGGCCAUCCGCGCUUGGCUGAGCAAGCUGGCGCCGCCGCCGCCCGGCUGCACGUUCUUCAACUUCACCGCCUCGCACGACGGCGUCGGUGUGCGGCCGCUGGAAGGGCUGGUCUCGCCGCAGCGGUUCGACAAGGUGAUCGCCGCGGUGAAGGCGCGCGGCGGCAAGAUCAACACCCGCCGCGCCGCUGACGGGACCGACACCCCCUACGAGCUGAACAUUGCGUACGUCGACGCCAUGGCGCCCGACGCGGACGAGCAUGGCCACGUCGACGCCGAGCUGCACGUCCGCCGGUUCCUCGCCUCGCAGGCGGUGAUGCUGUCGCUCCAGGGCAUGCCGGCCGUGUACUUCCACAGCCUAGUCGGCACGCGGAACGACUACGCCGGCGUCGAGUCCAGCGGCCAGAACCGCCGCAUCAACCGGCACAAGUACAGCCUGCCGGAAUUGGACGAGCACCUCUCUCACCCGGGCUCGCUGCAGCGGCUCAUCUAUGACGGCCUGUGCGAGUUGCUGGCCCUGCGGAUCGCCCAGCCGGCCUUCCACCCCGAGGCGAAGCAGCGGGUGGUCGAUCUUGCCAACGACCGCGUGCUGGCCUUCCUGCGCACCGCGGUUGACGGCUCGCAGCGGAUCCUGACGCUGGUCAACUUCUCGCCGAACGAAGAAACCUUUGAGGUCCCGCAGCUCGACGCCACGCUCUACAACCUGCAGACCGGCGAGCCGUACGACCCGGGCGCCGAGGCCAAGCUCCCGCCGGGUGGUUUCUGUUUCCUGGCCGCGACCGAGUAG